This is a messenger RNA of Chelonia mydas (Green sea turtle), 546 nucleotides long. Its product is annotated as mucin-3B-like. The record is from RefSeq and is a predicted model, not a curated record. The transcript has 5 exons. Lineage: Eukaryota; Metazoa; Chordata; Testudines; Cheloniidae. Bases 1 to 546 code for a protein of 181 amino acids.
AUGGUGUGUGGGGGGCAACACUGUGCGUGUGUGUUGGGGGCUGGGUUCGGAGACCCACCUCACACUCAGGGAUCUCUUCCAGUUGAUUGCCUGAACGGGGGAACCUAUGAUGGCAAGAAAUGUAUCUGCAAGAGUGAAUUCAAUGGGCCGCAGUGUGAGUUUGCCGAGGAUGUUAUACCCACCAACGUGAGUACAUUCCAGGCUGAGGUGGAAGUUCAAGUGAAGGUCACCAACAAGAACUUCACGGAGGAGCUGAACAAUAAAUCCUCUCCAGUUUAUAUGGAAUUCGAGGAGCAAUUCAAAAAGCAGAUGGAUAUGGUCUACAAGAGCAUGACUGGGUACAAAGGCAUUGUCAUCCUGUCGCUGAGGCAAGGCAGUAUUGUGGUUGACCACACCGUGAUCAUCGAGGCCCCCCUGAGCAACAACCUCGACACCACCUUGGCAUCCAUCACCAAGCAGGUGGUGAAGCAGCUGGAGGACAUCAACACAACAACAGGUAACUGCACAGGUAGGCGGUGGGGGUUUGGCCCCUACCAUGUGGGGUGA